AAACUUGCCCUGCAGUGGUCAUAAGGACCUAUCUGAUGUCCAGUGGUACCUACAACCUCAAAAUGGAGAUCCAUUACGGGAAAUAACUAACAACUCUGCUCAUAUCAUCCAGAAGAGCACCCUACACUUUUUGACAACAGGAAUACAUAAUGCUGGGUCAUAUAUCUGUAGACCCAGGAUUAGACCUUGUUAACUCUCCUAGGAGCCCUCUGGGUGAGGCCUGUUGUGUCAAGACCAUCUUAGAAGUUAAGCCUAAGACAAAUCUAUCCUGUAUGCCAAAUAACUCUGUACCACACGAGCAAUACCUUCUUCUUGGUAGCACUGACUAUAUUCGUUGCCCUACUUUCAACUGCCAAAGUGAUGCACAAAGUCGACAGGUGACCUGGUACCAGAAUGGAAAUCCACUCCUUAAAGAAAGGAGCAACUCAAUCCUAGUGGAUGAAGUUUACGAAGAACAGGAUGGCACGUACAUAUGUGAUUACACUGAAUCGGUUAACUCAAGUUCAUGGACAGUCAGAGCUGUUGUUCAAGUGACAACCAUUGUGAAAGACACUAAUCACAAACCAGAUAUCCUGGAUCCCAUCAAGGACACGCUGGAAGUAGAACUUGGAAAGCCUUUAACUCUUAACUGCACGGCACGAUUUGGCUACCAAAAGAACUUUACGCCUGUCAUAAAAUGGUACAUUAAAGAUUCUGACCAGGAGUGGGAAUUCCCAACGUCUGAGGAGAUUGGUGUUAAAUCCACUAAAAAGGAUAAAGUCAUUUCCCGUGUUAUCCACUUGAAAGGAGUUACUCAGAGGGAGCUUCGCAGGAAGUUCAUUUGCUUUGCCCAGAACUCCAUCGGAAACACUACCCAGUCCAUCCAACUGAAAGAAAAGAAAGGAGUGGUGUUCACAUACAUCCUACUUGGCACCGUCAUGACCCUGGCAGGCGUGCUGACGGCAGCUGCUCUGCUCUACACGUACUGGAUUGAAAUAGUCCUGCUGUACCGAACCUACCAGAGCAAGGAUGAGACACUCGGGGAUAGAAAGGUAUUUGAUGCUUUUGUAUCCUAUGCGAAAUGGAGCUCUUCUGAGAGUGAGGCCAGUUCAUCUCUGAGUGAGGAAUACCUGGCUCUGAAUCUAUUCCCCGAAGUUUUGGAAAACAAAUACGGAUACAACUUGUGUUUGCUCGAAAGAGAUGUGGCCCCGGGAGGAGUGUAUGCCGAAGACAUUGUAAACAUGAUUAAGAAAAGUCGAAGAGGAAUCUUUAUCUUGAGCCCCAACUAUGUCAAUGGACCCAGUAUCUUUGAACUACAAGCCGCGGUGAAUCUAGCCUUGGAUGACCAAAGACUGAAGCUAAUUUUAAUUAAGUUCUGCUCCUUCCAAGAGCCAGAGUCUCUACCUCAUAUUGUGAAAAGAGCUCUCCGGGUUUUGCCCACAGUCACUUGGAGAAACUCAAAAUCAGUCCCUCCCAAUUCCAGGUUCUGGAAGCAGAUGCGCUACCAUAUGCCAGUGAAAAACUCGAAAGGAUUCAGGCGGAACCAUCUCAGAAGUAUCCCCGAAGUUUUUCACUUGAAAUGACUCAGUAAAGCAGAAACCACUGGGAGGAGCUCCCAGCCUAGGGAACGGUGAAGCGGACCCUGAGCCGCCUCCUCCCCGUCCCUGGUGAGUGGAGAUGUGGAUGGGUCCACACCGGUGGAGCUGAUACAAGACGGGGAAGUGUUUUGUCGACUCUGAGCAAGGCUGGAAGGCCCUGGAAUGACCCCGAGGCUCUGGGUAGAGCCUCUGCACAGAGGGAGAGUGAGUUCUCCAGAUUCUUGCUCACAUUCAGGGCACGGCGCCCCUCAGACUUUUCAAGCGGUCUGAGCAGAAUUCGCAGAAACAGUCACUUUUGCUUUGCAGUAUCGGCUACCACGUCUGCUAUUUAUUAUACAUAUAAAUAUAUAUAUAUUUGCAAUCAAAUAAAUAUUAUUUUUUUCGAAGUGACUGAUUUAAACUUUGCUUAAAGCUUCUCUGUAAGAAAACAGCAACAACAAACCAUUCUCCGUGUUCACCCAUUAACUCUGGAGCACAGAAAGUAAGUGGGAAAGGCAGAAACUGUGGGGGGGGGUGGACAAGGGGCAGACAGGGCCACCGUCAGUCUCUACUCUGUCCUUGCGGGAAGUGCCCCCUCUGAGCAGAUGAAAUAGAAGAGAGCCCUUCCUGUGGCGGGCAGGGAGGGUAGUUCUGUGGCAGACACAAGGCUAGGGGAGCAGAGGAGGGCUAACUUCAGCUCCUUCUUGUCCCCUUGGCCAUUGGGCAGGGCAUGAAGCACACAGCCUUGCUCUGGGCCACUGCAAGAAGGGACAAAGUAGGUCAUAAUGAUCAGGCUAAUGAGGAGACAAGGAAUGGCGUAGCACUUACUUACAAAGUAGAAAGACAGUGGUAAGAGUUAGCAGCCAAGGGACGAGUCUGGGAAGUAAACGUUUACAUGGGUUAAAAGACAACAAGAAUGGAGCUUGAACAGAGCUUUGGUCUGAGCCAUUUGGCCGUCGAGGCUGGCACUCCUCGUAUGUGCUUCCCGGCCUACUGAUCUCAGCUGAGUCCUAAGUAACUAACAGGGUGAUAUGCGAGCGUAUCCUGUAGUUGUCCCUGAUAGACAAGCGGAUCUCAUUCUUGUAAGCGUGUUCUCCUAUGGAGUGUUCAGUCUGUAAUUACAGCAGUGCUCUGGUCCUAGAGGACUUUGUAAAAGCUUCACACUCUGCCAUCCCUGUCUGAAUGGAAAGAUUCCUCUGAGCAAGAAAGACAAGCAACUUCUGGACUCAUUCAAAUGUAAUGUGUCACAUUCACUGGUAUGAGCGCCAUCCAAGCUCAGAGUGGCAAAAAGGCCUCGUCAUCGGGCUACCGCUUGGAGCCUGUAUGAAAUGCUCCUGAGUGGUUUUUUCCGCAGAGGCUCCCACAUCAGAAAAACCACUGCAGCUUUGGCACCAAGCGAUGUCCUUGUUGGGAAUUUCAGUGAUGAAGUUAAAGAUGAGUUAAAAGGUAUAAAUUAUUCCUGGAGGAAGUUUCUUGUGGGAAGGCUCAUUGUAGGGUCUCAGUGGGGAGGCAUCCGCACUGCCAUCGUGCCCUUGUGCCAUGGUGGUGGCCGGAGCCCCUGCUUUUCCUGCCAGCUGCUCUCUGAGCUCGAAGACUCAGAAACCUCUUGGGGCUGGUCGACCCAGGUUUAUUUUGUUCUAAAAUAAGUUUUGCUAAAACUGAUCUAUCCAGCGGUCCAGAGUUUUGUUCUUAGCUUAACAGAAACUCACACUGAGGCUCAGGCUUGUACGUACUCAGAAAAGGGGGCUUGGGGAGGGCCUAGCUAAGCCAACAUGUACAGAUAUACUCUUUCCAGGUCGGCGGAUACACUGAAGAUGACAAAUGAGCAUCAGGGACAAAGCUGAUUUACGCUUCUUACAUGCCAAUCUACUAAACAAAGCGGGCAACUGAAAAAAAAUAUUCUCGAUCUAGGAAGUCUCCGAUAUAUGGUGAUUGAACAGUUGAGCUCAGUGGAGUACAAUGAGAAAAGAGUAUAAUUUUCCCACUCCACUUUCUAAAUAAGGUGACCAUAUGUUCUGGUUUUCUGGUCUACACCUGUUGUCCAACUAUAAUAUCUCUCUCUGAAAACAUGCCCUAGUGUGGCUGAUGGUCGCUCUGCCUCUAACACACGCUGGAAAGUACUCCUUACUAACCCUGGAUGAUAUCUCAGGCAAAUCGCAUAGCCACCCUGGGGUCUUCUGGUGUUUAAUACCUACAUUUUCUAUCUCUAUUAUUUCCAGAUUGCAGUUCCAGGUAAGACGGAGUAAGUAUAUACCACCCUAUCUCUCCCACUCAUUACAGCUAUGAAAUCUAAACAAAAUACUUAGAGAAUCAGUUUGAGGAUUUUGGAAGGUAAAUCAAAGCAGAAUGAUUGGAGAGGACAGGAAUUCAAAGUUUCAUGAUUUUAUUUUCCUCCAAUAUCCCUUGGCUUGGACUUAACGUAGUCUGAAUGGGUUUCAAGUGGAUGUUGGUAAUGACAGAGGGUUCCAGAAGAAGCCCUCCUGUUUCACCUUGAAGACUGGGAAAGGAGUUUCCUAACACUCUUAUAUAUAUAUUUUUUCCUUUCUAUGUUCUUUUACUUCCUGGCCACUAUGCAAUUCUGCAAAAGCAGAGGCAAGAGGGCCUCAGAGCCUACCUCUCCGUGAAAGGGGAAUUGUCCGCUUUGAUACAAGAAACUGUGGUCCCUAGAGAGCAUGGCAAACCACUUUUGAUUGGUUUUGCUUUUGUUUUUGGUUUUGUUUUGUUUUUUUUUGUUUUGUUUUGUUUUUUGGGGUCUCUCUGUCCUCUUACCAUUUAGGUGUGGGGUUAGAAACAACUGGGGAAGUGCACUGUAGGCAGAGUGCACUCUAGCCAGAGAACCGCAAA
Ailuropoda melanoleuca (giant panda) is the source of this 4400-nucleotide messenger RNA. It is a transcript of the gene IL18RAP, whose product is annotated as interleukin 18 receptor accessory protein. Gene Ontology annotation, biological process: interleukin-18-mediated signaling pathway. Gene Ontology annotation, molecular function: interleukin-18 receptor activity. The record is from RefSeq and is a predicted model, not a curated record. The transcript has 9 exons. NCBI's taxonomy places the organism in Eukaryota, Metazoa, Chordata, Mammalia, Carnivora, Ursidae. Bases 150 to 1562 code for a protein of 470 amino acids.